CCUAUUUUCCAAACAUACUCUCGCGGAAGGGAGGCCUUUCUCCACUCCGAAGGCACGAUUCCAAAGGCGAAGGCAUAGUCCGGAAGUCAAUUCUCAGUCCAACGCUGCAAAACCCCAAGAAGCAGCAGCAAUAGAAGAAGAAUAAGAAGAUGCAUUCGUUUGGGUACAGGGCCAACUCUCUUCUCACCUUCGCCGUCACCAUUCUCGCCGUGAUGUGCGCCAUGGCCUCCUUCUCCGACAACCUCAACACCCCCUCGCCCUCCUCCCAAGUCGAGGUGUUGAGUAUCAAUUGGUUUCAGAGGCAGCCCAAUGGGAACGAUGAGGUCAGCAUGACAUUGAAUAUAUCAGCAAAUUUGCAGUCAAUGUUUACAUGGAACACAAAACAGGUUUUUGUAUUUCUAGCAGCUGAGUAUGCAACACCAAAGAAUUCCUUGAAUCAGGUUUCUCUCUGGGAUGGUAUUAUACCUUCAAAAGAGCAUGCGAAAUUCUGGAUUCAUACCACAAACAAGUACCGGUUCACUGAUCAGGGAAGCAAUCUCCGGGGAAAAGAAUUCAACUUGACAUUGCACUGGCAUGUCAUGCCCAAGACUGGAAAGAUGUUUGCUGACAAAAUAGUCAUGACCGGCUUCCGCUUGCCAGAAGAAUACAGAUAAGGAUGAUUCUGGGGUGUUUUUUUGGCUGUAACUUCAGUUUAAGUCCCAUGGGGAUGUAAGAGGUUAUUGAAAUUGGAAAAUCAGAGAAAAAGGGAAAAUUUCCUAUUUGAGUCAAUGACUUUUUAUUUAUGAGGAUAUUGCUUAGACUUUUUGAAUCCAUAGAACUUUGUUACUGAUUCUUGGAUCUUGACCCUUCCCUCAGAUAUUCACAUC
Vitis riparia (riverbank grape) is the source of this 866-nucleotide messenger RNA. Its product is annotated as signal peptidase complex subunit 3B. The record is from RefSeq and is a predicted model, not a curated record. Lineage: Eukaryota; Viridiplantae; Streptophyta; Magnoliopsida; Vitales; Vitaceae. The coding region runs from base 150 to 653 and encodes 167 amino acids. The transcript has 6 exons. Gene Ontology annotation, cellular component: membrane; signal peptidase complex. Gene Ontology annotation, biological process: protein targeting to ER.